Molecule: messenger RNA, 1500 nt
Organism: Botrytis byssoidea
Lineage: Eukaryota; Fungi; Ascomycota; Leotiomycetes; Helotiales; Sclerotiniaceae
Exons: 10
Coding region: 1-1500 (499 amino acids)
Source: RefSeq, a predicted model, not a curated record
AUGGAGGAGCUAUCCGGCUGUUGGCGCGAAGCCGCCCGCGCCGACGCCGUCGCAAUCGAACUUCUCAAAAUCCGCAGCCAUCUAACCUCCUCAUCCGUUGUCCUUCUCUCCUCCUCCUCCUCCUCCUCCUCCUCCUCUCAUCCGCACUACCCCUCCCCAUCCGAUUCCCACCCCUCCUCCCCCAGCACCAGCGACUACGAAAUCAUCACCGCGAUUCUCCGCCACGUCGAACAAACGUCGCGGCUGCUCCGCGACCUGCACGAUCUCUUUCCCAUCUUCCGCUUGCGCGUUCCCGUCGUGCUAUAUUAUUUGACCGUCAUCCUCCCGUGUUUGCAAAAAACGCUCAGGGAUAUGCUGGCGUUUUUGCUGUGUGAUGAUUGGUCCGUCAGAAUGAAAUGGAUGUUGAUGCAUGAACGCUUGAAUGAACAGGGCGGAGUGUCGUUGGCGUUGCGCUUUGUCAUGUAUGUGGAUUUUUUGGUGCAGUGUGUGAGGUUGUUGAGUAGAUCACCAACUUACGAUCCCACGUCGCUGGAAUUGCUGCGCUUGAGAAUUUUAAGGCUGAGGGCUUUGCGGGGCAUUCCUGCACCGCCAAUUCCGGUACAACCGCAUCUCGCUCCUGCGCAGCCGAAUCUUAUGGAACUUGAGAGGCGGCACUGGGCGGAAAAGAUCUUUGAUGAUCAUGCGCAACCGCUUUCGCAGGCGCUUUUGAAACAUAGACGAGAAUCGAGAUGUUUUGGUCCAUCGAUGAAUCUCAUGAAGUUGGGUAUCCCUCCACAAUCAAAAGUUCUGUUUAAAUUACCCUUUGACAAAAAUCAUCUCUCCGUAACACUCUAUCUCGACGAUACAGCACUUCAUCAAUCCCCCUAUUUACUCUGUCGCUGGAUGGAUAAACAGAAUAAUCCUCAUUAUUCUUCUUUUGGGGUUCAUGAGCUAUGUAUUCGGAGACAUGGAAGUGCGUUGUGUUUUAAGAGAUGGAGGAUGGUGCUCUUCCACUGCUCAUUCGUAGCACUCAAAGCGCGUUCCCAACUCACAAAUCUGAUACCAAGAGAUGAUUAUAUAAUUGCCGGAGAGGUGAAGAUUUUCCAAGGACAAAUAGUAGACGAUGGAUUCCACCACUCUCUCUUCGUCUACGAAAAUCAAGAAACUCAUACCCUACGACUUCACGCCGCAGUCGCAAAUGGAGAAUUAAGGAAAUGUCCUAUCUGGACCGCUUUUAUAACCGACCUCCAAGUCACAUCCGAUACCUGGCUCGCCCGACAUUCGCGUCAUCGCGUUUGGGUGAAAGACUUGCAUCUCUAUGUUUUCUGCGAUGAGUAUUCGAGACGCGCGCAGGUGAGGAAACACGGGGAGUUUGAAUUGAAUUUUGUGCAUGGAGCUGCAGCAGAUGCAUUCAUAAGCGUAUUCUACCCCCUAGAUUCCGACUCGGAAUCCGAGAGCGCGAUUGGAGAUGUGCCGGGGAAUGUAGCUGCUGGAUUUCAACAGGAUACAUCGGGUUGUUGA